This is a messenger RNA of Penicillium crustosum, 282 nucleotides long. RefSeq names its product coiled-coil-helix-coiled-coil-helix domain-containing protein. Lineage: Eukaryota; Fungi; Ascomycota; Eurotiomycetes; Eurotiales; Aspergillaceae. The record is from RefSeq and is a predicted model, not a curated record. Bases 1 to 282 code for a protein of 93 amino acids. The transcript is spliced from 4 exons.
AUGGCGGCUGAGUCAACCCAAGGAGACACUCACGACGAAGCGUGGAAGAAAGCGGAGAAGAAGUUUACACAUAAACAUGCUAGCGAGUACUACGACCCAUGCCAAGACUUCGCGGAUCGGAGUCUUAAAUGUAUGAAACGGAAUGCCUUUGAGCGCGAAAUGUGCCAUGAUUAUUUCCAAGCUUAUCGUGAUUGCAAAAAGAACUGGAACUUUUCCGUUAACACCUCAAUCACCUGUCUUGUGCAGAUUUUGCAUCCUACCCGCGAGAUCCCUCGACUUUGA